AUGUCUUCCUUAAAUAUCCAGAAGCUCCCGGUGGAGCUUUUUCUGGCAUGUCUCGAUUUCAUGGACCAUGUUAGUGUCAGCAGACUUUCGAGGACCUGCAAAGGCUUGUACAACUUUUUGAAACUCACUAGUCAGCAGUUAGCCAGAGAGUAUGCUCUACUUCCCGCGGAGCGUGCACUGCGGUGUCCCGAGACGGAGGAGACAUUUCGAGGUCAUGGUAACUUUCCAAGUCUGCCCAAGUCGAACAUCGAGAUCGCUAUUAUCGAGAAUCGCCUUGGCCCGCUUCGGGCGUUCUUGAACGUAGGGACAGACCCUAACGCCAUGGGUACUGGCGGCGUUCGCCUGCUGGGUACGGCGAUCUGGAACGACCGGGUCGACGCAAUCAACAUUUUGUUGGAGUAUAAGGUGGAUCUGAGCCUGGAGUUGCGAGAUUGGCCAUAUACUGGGCUUCAAUAUAUGCGUCCGACGCCAGUAGUGUAUGCCACUGCUUCUGAAUGGUGCUCACACAUCACAUUCCAACGCGACAAUUUUCACAUCUACGGUUGUAUUCCCGAGGAAUUGGAGACGCUGUCUCUGCUAUUGAGAGCUGGCUGUCCAUUACAGCACGUAUACGACUUGACCGCUAUUGCAGCGAGAUCUGAUAAGCUUGAACUUCUGGAAUACUGGCUUGGAAAUGAGUUCAAAAUUGAUAAAGGUCUAGGAGCGAGAUUGACGAUUCUGGACUGGUGGGACGCGGUGGCAAUGAAACGGUUCUAUCUCGAUUAUGAGGUUUUCGAGGACGGGAUAGAUUUCCUCAACACUCUCCUCGAGAGAUACCCUGAGCUUUUGUCUAGGUUCGACCCACAUGAGGGUAGUCUCGUCUUUUGCGCUAUACGUAAACGCGCCUGGAAGUUAGUUGAGGUUCUCCUCGAACAUGGCGCGGAGGUUGGACUAAGAACGUCGGGUGGGGAUUCGGAAUUGGAUUUUCUGGCACAAAGGGUGUCGUUCCAUCGGCUACGGCCUUCUACUUCUCUAGAUGGUAGGCACCUGUACGAACAAGGAACAGAGUGGCUAACGCUAGCGCCUCUGCUCGAAAUGAGGCUUCAACUGAUCUACUAUAACUUCUAG
Messenger RNA from Aspergillus melleus, 1107 nucleotides. RefSeq lists its product as uncharacterized. Lineage: Eukaryota; Fungi; Ascomycota; Eurotiomycetes; Eurotiales; Aspergillaceae. The transcript has a single exon. The record is from RefSeq and is a predicted model, not a curated record. Bases 1 to 1107 code for a protein of 368 amino acids. Gene Ontology annotation, molecular function: protein binding.